Messenger RNA from Vicia faba (fava bean), 1440 nucleotides. The record is from the annotation of a GenBank genome assembly. NCBI's taxonomy places the organism in Eukaryota, Viridiplantae, Streptophyta, Magnoliopsida, Fabales, Fabaceae.
AUGAAGCUAUCAUGUUACACUCCACAUGUUAUUAACAUACCUCAAGAACCAACCUUUUCUUCAGAUAAAGCUCGUUUUUUCCUUCAAAACUGCAACAAUUUCAAACAAUUGAAACAAAUCCACGCUAGAAUCAUCCGUUUUCGUCUCACCCAUGACCAAUUACUCAUCAGAAAGCUUUGUCAAAUUUCAUCUUCGUAUGGUGAAACAAAUUACGCUAGUCUGAUUUUUGAUCAGCUUGAUUCUCCUGAUACUUUUACCUGGAAUGUUAUGAUUAGAGCUUGUAAUACUAGUGGGUCACCCGAAAAAGCGAUUUUUUUGUUUAAGGAGAUGAUGUGUAAGGGUUUUGUAACUGAUAAAUUUACGUACCCUUUUGUGUUAAAUGCUUGUAUUGCUUCUGGGGUUGUUGAUUUUGGUAGAGUAGUGCACGGGGUUUCGAUAAAAAUGGGGUUUUGGAGUGAUGUUUAUGUGCAGAAUAAUAUGAUGAAUCUUUACUUUAAGUGUGGGAGGUAUGUUGUUGAUGAUGGGUGGAAGGUGUUUGAGAAAAUGCGUGUGCGGAAUGUGGUUUCUUGGACGACUGUGAUUGCUGGGCUUGUUGGUUGUGGGAAAUUGGAUACUGCGAGGGAGGUUUUUGAGAAGAUGGGUUGUAAGAAUGUGGUUUCGUGGACUGCGAUGAUUGAUGGGUAUGUGAAAUAUGGUAACCCGAUUAUGGCGUUUGAUUUGUUUGAAAGGAUGCUGCUUGAUAAUGUGAGGCCUAAUGAGUUUACUUUGGUGAGCUUGAUUAAAGCUUGUACUGAUUUGGGGAGUCUCAAAUUGGGUCGGCGGAUGCAUGAUUUUGCUAUGAAGAAUGGUUUUGAGGUUGGACCUUUCUUGGGUACUGCUCUUAUUGAUAUGUAUAGCAAAUGUGGUAGUUUAGAUGAUGCUGUUAGAGUGUUUGGUUUGAUGCAAGUGAGAAACUUGGCUACUUGGAAUACAAUGAUUACGAGCUUCGGUGUGCAUGGAUUUAGGGAUGAAGUGCUAGAUCUUUUUGAAGAAAUGGAGAGGGUUAAUGUAGUUCCUGAUGCUAUCACUUUUGUAGGUGUUUUGAGUGCUUGUGUUCAAAUGAAUGUUCUGGAAGAAGGGUAUAAGUAUUUCAGUCUCAUGACAGAGCAUUAUGGUAUAACACCUAUCUUUGAACAUUAUACAUGCAUAGUUGAACUCUAUGUUCGUGCCAAUGAGUUGAAUGAGAUUUGCACAUUAGGGAAGACAAUGUCAUUGUCAAAGAAAGCAAGUCAUAAUGUUGCAGAGUUGCUUCAAGAGAGCAAACUCACUAGUAUUGAUGACAUAGAGAAACUCAUACACAAGCAUUACAGGGAUUCGGGUUUAUCAGAAUUAGUUUUAGAUCAUUCUGCAACUCCCACCCAGCCAUAUUUCAACCGUCCAUAUUUGACUUCACUAGUUUGA